AUGGGGCGGGACGAAGGAAUAGAAGCAACCCGCGAGUCAGCACCUGCCUCUUUCUCUGUUCGUUUCUCCGUCACAACCACUUCUCAUUUUCUAAUCCUUGCCAUCGACGAGAUGAGCGGCAUACCUAUCGUCGACUUCGGCGCGUUCCUGCACGGCAAAGCAGAGGAUCAGGAGAAGAUCGCCAAGGAGAUCGACGAUGCAUUCCGUAGUAUGGGCUUUGUCUACCUGAAGAACCACGGCGUGAGGAAGGAGCUGCUGGAGGAGUGCUUUGCUUGGUCAAAGAAGUUCUUCGAUCUACCGCUUGAGACCAAGAUGCUGGCUCCGCAUCCGCCGGGUGGCAGUCAUCAUCGUGGAUACUCGGCGCCUGGAGUGGAGAAGGUUAGUCAAGGGGUUUAUGAUAUCAAUGAGCUGAACAAGCUGAGGGAGACGCCUGAUUAUAAAGAGUCCUUCGAGUCUGGUAACGUGAAAGAUGAGGCUCAGCCAAAUAUCUGGCUUCCAGAAGAUAAGCUUCUGGGCUUUCGCGCAUUCAUGGAGAAGUACUUUGUCGAGUGCGCCAGUCUAAUCCACAGCAUCCUCGACGCUCUCUCCAUUGCUCUCAACGUUCCAGCACCAGGCCUCUCUCCAACCCAUUCGCAGUCGCUCUUCCAACUCCGGCUUCUUCACUACCCCUCCAUCGACGCCGAACAGCUACGCAACAAUGAGCGCAGCAGGAUCAACGCGCAUUCCGACUUUGGCACGCUCACUUUGCUAUUCCAGGACAACGUUGGAGGACUUGAAGUACAGGAACCUGCGAACCCAGGUACUUUCCGUGCUGCAGAGCCCAUCGAGGACAAUGUGUUGGUCAACAUCGGAGAUCUCAUGGCGAGAUGGAGCAACGAUCGUUGGACAAGCAGUGUGCAUCGUGUUGGCCUACCUCCGGUCCUUCAAAAGGUCACUGAAGACGGCAAACGGAACGACAGGGAGAUAGUAGUACCAGAUCGCUACUCAAUUCCUGUGUUCGCGACACCAAAUAUGGAUACAGUUAUCGAUGCGUUGCCAGGUUGUUGGGAUGAAGAGAAGCCGAAGAAGUACGAGCCUGUAACCGCGUGGGGAUACGUACAGAUGCGGAUGGCUGCGCUGUAUGAGUCGUGA
Molecule: messenger RNA, 1131 nt
Organism: Alternaria hordeiaustralica
Lineage: Eukaryota; Fungi; Ascomycota; Dothideomycetes; Pleosporales; Pleosporaceae
Exons: 4
Coding region: 1-1131 (376 amino acids)
Molecular function (GO): dioxygenase activity
Source: RefSeq, a predicted model, not a curated record